Messenger RNA from Castor canadensis (American beaver), 2274 nucleotides. The record is from RefSeq and is a predicted model, not a curated record. NCBI's taxonomy places the organism in Eukaryota, Metazoa, Chordata, Mammalia, Rodentia, Castoridae.
GGAUCCUAUAUAAGGAGGAGGGAUGGUAUCGGAGUGUUUUGGGCUUCACAGUCCCUCUAGUGGACUUGGGGACAGAACACAAGAAUGCUUAGGAUCGGCUACUGCAAGCCUGGGUUCUGGGGCAUCUUCUGGUCCAUCCUGACCUUGGUGGGCCUGGCGACUCGUGCAGAACCUCCAUUUUCCCCUGUACCCCAAGAUUGAGGCUUCCAGGGCCUGGGUGCCUUCUCAGGCUGUGCUAUGUCCCUUCCUGUUGCAGCCCAGAGAGCCGAUGUGGGCGGGGAGGUGGCAGGCACCUCCAUCAACCAUUCCCAGAUGCUGCUCCAGCGCCUGCAGGACCUGCUGCGGCAGGGCAAUGCCAGUGACGUGGUGCUGCGUGUGCAGGCUGCAGGCACCGAUGAGGUCCAUGUCUUCCACACCCACCGCCUGCUGCUGGGCCUGCACAGUGAGCUCUUCCGGGAGCUACUGAGCAACCAAAGUGAGGUGGUGCUGGAGGAGCCCCGUGACUGUGCUGCUGUCUUCGAUAAGUUCAUCAGGUACUUGUAUUGCGGCGAGCUGACUGUGCUGCUGGCCCAGGCCAUCCCGCUGCACAGGCUGGCCACCAAGUAUGGUGUGACCUCCCUACAGCGGGGCGUGGCCGACUACAUGCGCGCGCACCUGGCGGGAGGCGCGGGCCCGGCGGUGGGCUGGUACCACUACGCGGUAAGCACGGGAGACGAGGCUCUGCGGGAGAACUGCCUGCAGUUCCUGGCCUGGAACCUGUCGGCGGUGGCGGGGAGCACCGAGUGGGGCGCCGUGAGCUCUGAUCUGCUACUGCAGCUCCUGCAGCGCUCCGACCUGGUGUUGCAGGAUGAGCUGGAGCUGUUCCACGCGCUGGAGGCGUGGCUGGGCCGCGCGCGGCCGCCCCGCGCCAUGGCCGAGCGCGCUCUGCGUUCCAUCCGCUACCCCAUGAUCCCUCCGGCGCAGCUGUUCCAGCUGCAGGCGCGCUCGGCCGCCCUGGCGCGCCAUGGCCCCGCCGUGGCAGACCUCCUGCUGCAGGCCUACCAGUUCCACGCCGCCUCGCCGCUGCACUACGCCAAGUUCUUCGACGUCAACGGCAGCGCCUUCUUGCCCCGCAACUACCUCUCGCCCGCCUGGGGCCCGUGGGUCAUCAACAACCCAGCCCGCGACGAUCGCAGCACCAGCUUCCAGACGCAGCUGGGCCCGAGCGGCCACGACGCGGGCCGCCGCAUCACGUGGAACGUGCUCUUCUCACCACGCUGGUUGCCGGUCAGCCUGCGGCCGGUCUACGCAGACGCUGCGGGCACCGCGCUGCCGGCUGCGCGCCCCGAGGACGGACGGCCGCGACUCGUGGUCACGCCGGCCAGCAGCGGUGGCGACGCGGCAGGAGUGAGCUUCCAGAAGACCGUGCUGGUCGGAGCGCGCCAGCAGGGUCGCCUGCUGGUCCGCCACACCUACAGCUUCCAUCAGAGUAGCGAGGAGGCCGGUGACUUCCUGGCGCACGCCGAUCUGCAGCGGCGUAACUCUGAGUACCUAGUGGAGAACGCGCUGCAUCUGCACCUCAUUGUCAAGCCUGUCUACCACACCCUCAUCCGGACCCCCAAGUAGCCUCCGAACUAGGAAAUAAAGGCCUGGCCAAGAUGGCACCAAGGUCUGGGGAGGAGGAGGGCAGCAUAGAAGUGACUACCAAACUGGCCCAUGGAUGACCAGGUGCUGGCGCAUUGGGUCUGGGGUGAAAGCCCUGUGAGCCGCGGUAGACCAGAUGCCUGGUUUCAGGAGGUUCGAGAGCAGUUACUCUUGGCCCUGAACAAAUAUGUGCUCAGAGAAGCGAGGGGAUGAUUGGACCAGUCCCUAAACCACCUAGGUAGUUCCACAAGAUUAGGGUUCCCCUGCUCUUCACCGAGCUUUUCCCUGAGAGCCUGCCCUCCAUCCACAAAUGGAUUAGUGUAUGCAAUAACAUAAAAUAGCCCAGACGGACCUGCCAUCCUGGGACACCUAGUAACUUAUUCCUGGCAGGUUUCUCACCUUAAGCUAAGAAGCUGAGCUGGGCAGUUUCUGAGCCCUGGCCUCCAGCAGGCAGCCAACCCUUCUGGGUUGCAGAGGCUUUCUGCAGUAGUCCUUGACCGGAAGUCCUUGACCUCCCUCUCCUAGGAGGGGGCCUAGGGCAAGUGUGAAGGCUGGAUGGAGGCAUAAACCGGACCUUGCUCUUAGCUGAGGAAGGGUCUUGGGGUCUGGAGAAAAAAAACCAUUUCCCUCAAUGUUUUCUUGUUUUGUUUU